AUGGGUAUCACAAGCCCACAGGGAAAGGAGCGUUUCGUCUGUGCCGCAUUCCCAUCGGCGUGCGGUAAAACGAAUUUGGCAAUGCUUGAGCCGGCCAUACCUGGAUGGAAAGUGCGCGUUGUCGGUGAUGAUAUCGCGUGGAUGAAAUUCGGUGCUGACGGGCGUCUGUAUGCAAUCAACCCGGAAGCUGGAUUUUUCGGCGUUGCCCCCGGAACAUCACACAAAACGAACCCGAUGGCAAUGGCGAGCUUCCAGAAAAACUCCGUUUUCACAAAUGUAGCCGAGACAGCCGAUGGCGAAUAUUUCUGGGAAGGACUUGAGAAGGAACUCAAAAAUCCGGCAAGUUUUGGGAAAGUUGAUAUGAUUGACUGGCUUGGUAAGCCGUGGCAUCUUGGAGAUCCGAGCAAAGCGGCGCACCCGAACUCACGAUUCACUGCACCUGCGGGGCAAUGCCCGAUCAUCCAUCCGGACUGGGAGAAACCCGAGGGCGUGCCCGUUGAUGCUAUCAUUUUCGGAGGUCGAAGACCUGAGGGCGUUCCACUUGUGUUUGAAUCUCGCAACUGGGUUCACGGCAUUUUUGUUGGCGCCUGUGUGAAAUCUGAGGCCACUGCGGCAGCCGAACAUGCAGGUAAGCAAAUCAUGCACGACCCAAUGGCCAUGCGACCAUUUAUGGGAUACAACUUUGGCCGUUAUAUGCGCCACUGGAUGAAACUUGGACAGCCUCCGCACAAGGUUUGUUGCCUGCAGUGUUCGAUCAAUUUGGAUGGUCUUCCGAGUGUGAACUGGGCAGAACUGAUGUCCUUGCCCAAAAAGUACUGGUUGGAGGAUAUGGAAGAAACAAAGCAGUUCUUCGCGCAACAGAUUGGCUCGGAUCUUCCGCCUGAAAUUGCAAAGGAGCUCGACGAUCAAACCGAGAGAAUUAAAGCAAUGCCGUGA
Gongylonema pulchrum is the source of this 936-nucleotide messenger RNA. The record is from the annotation of a GenBank genome assembly. NCBI's taxonomy places the organism in Eukaryota, Metazoa, Nematoda, Chromadorea, Rhabditida, Gongylonematidae.